CAUAACCACCUCCCUUACUCCUCAGCCCGGUUGUCCCCAGAUCCCCCUCUUGUCACCGAGGCGGCGAGCGGAGCGAAGCGCCGGUGGCCGGCGGCGCAGCGACCCGCGGAGGAGCGAGGCGGACGUGCGGCGGCGCAUCGAGAGGAGCAGGUGGCUGCGGAGGCGCGACCGGCAUAGGGAGCCCCGCUGGAGAGGGGUCAGCGGCGCGGGUGCGUGUCAUCCGUCGGCCGCGUCUCCAUCUCGGAUCGCCGGAGAGGGAGGAGGGGUGGGGGUGGUACAGGAGGAGAGAGACGGGCACCUAGGAGAAGCUUCACCGGUUUCUAUCAAGUAAGCUUGUUGUAUGAGUGAGGUUACAGAACACAAUGUCCAGCAAUAGCGGGGGUAGCGCGAAGGAGAAAGAUCCUGAAAAUGCUCCGGAGCUUGUGGCACUGCCGUUGGUCCGGACCCUGAGGCCUGUUCAUGCAGUGAUUGAUCCUGCCGCUGACCCGAGAUCAGCACAGCUGUCUUGGCCGGGCCAUGUAGUCCUCCUGCCUCCAUAUGCAACAUGGCCUCAUCAUGUGCCGACCCUGCCACCAGCGGUGAAUCCUGCAAAUCCACAACAAAACGUGGAUGUGGCGGCGGCUGAUGUUAGUCCUGACGUUGGUUGUUGUGAUGAGAAGAUGUUGCCAAAGGUAGAUAUGCUGUUUGAUGGCGAAAAAGAGGCAUACGAUUUCUACAAUGCGUAUGCAGAGAUGGUGGGCUUCUUUGUCCGGAGAUCAACACUCUGGACAACGUCAAAGAACAUAAUCACUAGGAGAACUUUUGUCUGCUCGAGAGAAGGUUUUCGGGAGAAGAAGAGGGGCACCAAAGAAGCAAAGUGCCCGCGGCCUGAAACAAGAAUUGGGUGCCCUGCGAGCAUGACCAUUAGACUUAAUACCAACGGCAAGUACCGUUUGACAGAGUUUGUACCAAACCAUAACCAUCAACUUGCAACAGCAUCUACAAUGCAUAUGCUGAAGGCUAAGAAAAUCAGGCUUAAAGCACGGGCUGCGAGAGAAAAUCUGGUUGAUGAUACUGUGAGGACGCCAGAAUUUGGGAGUGAAGAUGAGGCAUAUGAAUUUUACAGCAUGUAUGCUGGGAAAAUUGGUUUCAAUGUGAGAAGGGCAAGCAUGACUAUGAAUGCUGAAAAUGUCAUCACAAGAAGGAUGUUUGUUUGUUCAAAAGAAGGUUUCCGUGAGAAGAAAAGAGGGGCAAAAAGAGUAAAGAAGCCUCGCCCAGAGACCCGAACUGGUUGUCCAGCGUGUAUGGUCAUUAGACUUACAUCUAAUGGCAAAUAUCAUGUAACAGAAUUUGUUACCUUCCAUAAUCACCAGCUUGGUGCAACAGUACCUUCUGAUCUUGUGGCAACAUCACAAAGUACAGAAACUGGUCAAGAUGAUGGACUGGAUUUGGUUGAUGGUUCAGCUGAUGCUAAUAUCCACAGGCAAAAUCUUAUAAUUGGAAAUAUCAUGGCAACAUCUCUAGAAGGUAGAAGUAACAAAAGAUUCAAGUGUACAAAGGUUCCUCACUAUGGUGAUGUAGGUGCUACUCUAGAGUACCUGCAAAAGAUGCAACAUGAUAACCCUUCAUUCUUCUUUGCAGUAAAAUCUGAUGAUGAUGGGAACUUGACAAACUUUCUAUGGUCAGAUUCAAAGUCUAUCAUGGAUUUUGUCCACUUUGGUGAUGUGGUAUGUCUUGAUUCAACGUAUGCAUUGCAGGGCUAUGGUAGGCCACUUGCUUUAUUUACGGGUGUGAAUCAUCACAAGCAAACUGUUAUCUUUGCUGCUGCAUUGCUUUAUGACGAAAGUGUGGAGGCUUUCAGAUGGUUGUUUGAUACUUUUAAGAUGGCAAUGAAUGGAACUCAGCCCAAAACAUUGUUAACUGAUAGAUCUGAUGCAAUAAGUGAAGGUGUUGCAGCAAGUUGGCCUGCGACAGCCCAUCGUUAUUGUGUCUGGCAAAUUUACCAAAACGCUCUUCAGCAGUUGAGUCAAGCAUUUCAUGGGUCAAAAACCUUAGAUUACUGCUUCCAGAAAUGCCUAUUUGACUCUGAAGAUGAGCCUGAGUUUUUGACAGCAUGGAGAGAAAUGUUGGAAAAGUAUGACCUAGAAGAUAAUCAAUGGCUAGCAGAUUUGUUCUCUCUUAAGGAGAAAUGGGCACUACCAUAUGGCCGCGAGGCAUUUUGUGCUGAUAUGAAAAGUGUCCAGCAGAAGGAGAGCUUGGGCACUGAGCUUAAGAAACACUUAUCCCUAGAAUUUGACCUUUUGAGUUUCUUCAAGCAGUUUGAAAGAGUAUUGUGUGACCGCCGAUCAACAGAAUUGCAGGCUGAUGUGGAUGCUAGUCAGAGUACAAAGAAGCCACCACCUAUGCGAGUGUUAAGGCAAGCUUCCAAUAUAUAUACACCUGCUGCCUUUAAAAUGUUCGAGAGGGAGUUUGAGUUAUACAUGGAUUGCAUGUUAUACAACUGUGGUGAGAUGGGCACAAUUUCUGAGUAUAGGGUAGUCAUUGAGGACAAUCCAAAAGAUCAUUUUGUUAAAUUUGAUUCGCUUAAUUCCAUGGUAAACUGUAGCUGUAAAGGGUUUGAAUUCGUAGGCAUUCCAUGCCGCCAUAUGCUAAAGGUACUUGACACCAGGAAUAUCAAGGACCUUCCUCCUCAAUACUUCUUGAAAAGGUGGAGAAAGGAUGCUAAAUCAGGAUCUCCAAACUGUAGUUAUUCAUUCCCACUUGAUGGUGAUCCUCAGUUGGUUCAAACAAAACGUUAUAACUUGCUGUGUCGGAUGUUCAGCAUAGCAGCAGCUAGGGCUGCAACCUCUAUAGAAACUUUUGCAUAUAUGGAAAACCAAUCAAGCAUAUUUAUGGACCAAGUAGAACAAGCUCUUCAAACAAGGCCCCCAGACAUCGCUGCCAUGAUUGGGGCUCAUUGUGAUCAAACACAAAAUCCAAUUGACAAUAUCGUCGCAGGAGGUCUACACAGCCAUACUAAUUUCAUCAAUGGCCCUGCUGAUGGUUCCCUAACCUUUCCAUUUACAUUGGGUGCUGGUGUGUUGGAUUACCGCUAGAUAGUGACUAAUUUCUUACAAGUACUAGCCACAAGGAGCUGCGAAUUCUGUACAGUGAUCUUUUCGUGGAAAUGCAUUUUAUAUAUCACCAGAAAAUUCCAGGUUAUGUCCCUCUGCUGACCCACUUCCUCAUCCAGGUGAUUACAUGGUAAUAUUGUGCAUCUUGCUGGCUGGCAAUUUGACAAUGCUUACACAUUAUACCGUAGAGCUGAGAAUAGUGAUGGCUAGCCCAUCCAUUGUACAUGUAAUUUUCAGAUAAAGUUUAGAGAAUGAUGAAAAGUUUCCAUCGGUGUAUUUACUGAAACAAUAUUAGAAAAUCCAUUUGGUCACUUAUUAGUUGUUAUUACUAACUAAUAGUCAUUUCAACUCAACAACAAAAGUCUGUAGCCUUUAAGUUGUCUCCUGCAGUCAUUCCUGUUUAGAGGAAGUUGGCAAUCUAUCUUCUGUCAGUGUGGUGGAAUGUCGAGUGAUGAAUUUGGGGUUCCUCAAGUGAGAAGAAUUGCUUUGGUGACUGAUGGGCUCCUUACUAGUGAUACGUAUGGUGCAGCGAAGCCGGAUAGGAUGUAACAGUUUCAAUUUUGAUGUACAUAUGAUGUCGAACCAGUAUUUUGAUCACCUAGAGUAAACUGUUUGAUUAUGCUUA
This is a messenger RNA of Oryza sativa Japonica Group (Japanese rice), 3717 nucleotides long. RefSeq names its product protein FAR1-RELATED SEQUENCE 5. Gene Ontology annotation, biological process: regulation of DNA-templated transcription. NCBI's taxonomy places the organism in Eukaryota, Viridiplantae, Streptophyta, Magnoliopsida, Poales, Poaceae. Gene Ontology annotation, molecular function: zinc ion binding. The record is from RefSeq and is a predicted model, not a curated record.